AGUCAGCUGUCGGCACAUGAGGCAAAUGCACGUGAGUCGCGCGCGCACCCGGCGUCCGUUUUCGUAUCGGUUUUCGCGUUACGGAAUAACGUCGCAUUUUUAAACUGUGUAAGUGCCUACCGGUUUUAUGGGAAAGUGUGAGUGAUUCUUUAUUUCAUAUAAUAAAUAACCAAUUUCUUGUUCAUCUGAACUGUCAUUAUUUCAUAUUUUAUCGAUAGUUUAUUUGGUGGAUCGUGCUAGUUAAUUAUGCCGAAUUCGGCUUUACGAUGUUUUAAUAUAAGAUGUAUGUAACCAAUUUUAGAAUGUGUGCAAUGUUGUGUUGUGAUAGUGAAUAUUAAGGACUCACGUGUUUUGAAAGAAACACAAGUAGUAGAGCGGCAGUGGCAAAAAGGCGUUACCACACAUGUCCCCUCAAAAUGAUUCCGAUAAUAGUGCGCGUGUGGUGCGAAAGCGGCACAGGUUGGUCGCCAACCCAUGUGCCGGUGACGCCUCAGACCACCGGCCGAGAUGUGUUGGAGUGCUGCCGCGAACCGGGCGAUGAACCUUGCCUGCUGUUUAGCGUUCACCCAAUUCACGGAGUACACGUGUUGCGGGAUACAGAGUUACCCUUAGAAAUCGCCGCAACACUGGGGCCUGAAGUGCAGUUUGUUCUCAAGUACGUCGGUGAUGAGACGGGGAGCACGGAUAAGAGCAAUGGUAUGAAGGAACCGGGAUCACCUGAGGAAUUGGUAUGUUUUUUUUUUUACUAUUUUUGCAUUGCGUGUGUUCGUAAUUCCUCUCCUCUUUAGCGGCUUGACUGAUUUUGAUAAAAACAUUAUAGGGUACUUAUCGAGUAACCAGAACGGUUUUUAGAUAUAGUUACGCGCGGUAGGUAGCGCUGUUGUCGGGAUUCAAAAUCAUCGGGGCGGAUCACUGGUUUUUAUAUAAAUACUAGCUCGCCAGGCAGACAUUGUUCUGCCCUUUCCGAACUACCAUUUGCUUUCCCAAAAAAACUCCUGAAAUUAGCAGUAAAAAAAUUGAGGGUCACUUAUCGGGAUAAAAACUAUCCUAUCUCUCAAGUUAGACCAAACUGCACACAGUGUGUAAAAUUUAAUUGAAAUCAGUUCAGUAGUUUAGGAGUUCACCGCGGACAAACAAUGUGACACGUAAUUUUUAUAUAUAAAGAAGAUAAACCUCGACCGGACAUUGGAAUGAAUCUAUCAAAUAUUUAUCUUGUAACCAUCGCGUUAAGGCCUAGUUGAUGUUGUGGUCACGGAAUAUGAAACAUGCAACGCGCAAACUUGAAACGCACGUGCAAUGAAACUAGCGGGCGAACUCGCGGGAGACGCGCGUGGCACGCCAAGUCCAUGUCGAACUAGCGGCGAAACACGUGAUCCGCACGCAGUAGCAAGUGAAUUCAAUUGGUUUGUAUUUAUCGCUUGUGACGAAGCUACAUAGCUACCAGUCAUUGCAAACAGCCUUUAACUCUUUAAUAAUAGAAGAGUUAGUCGACAUUGAUCAAAUAAAAUCUGAUUAGACAUUACCUAAAAAGUUAACAUUACAGUAUAUCUAAAAACUUUGAAAGGAUAUUCUCUCAACCUGUUAUACAAACAUUUUUUAUAGCAUAAAUCUUGACCAAUCAGCACACAGUCCACCUGAUAAUAACUGGAUUCUAUGGCUCAUAGAAUCUAGUUAUUCCAUCUACAUCCAUCCUCGAUUAAGAAUCAUGAUGCUGAUGCGUUGUCAUCCCUGAGAACCAAGAUAGAAUGCCUCGUUUCCAGUGAAAAGGGUCUCCGGUUUUCUGCACUUACCAUACGAAACACAGCAGCAUUAAUCUGCUACUUCACGCUGGUAUUAUGUAAGAGCGUGGUCAUUCCGCAAUUGAGUCAUCUCAUUAGUGCUACAACCAUAAUAUAGUUGCAGCAUGGCUCUACCAUGUAAUUAUUAAAUUCAGCAUACUGCUCUCUUCUUGCCUCUUUCGUUACCUGUCUAUUCUACUCAUAGUCUAAUAUUAGUCUAAUAUUAAAAGUAAUUUAAUAUUUUAGUUAUAGAUACGCUAGGAACACGGUGAACAAGACCUAGACCAACAACCCAAACAUACAAUAUUAUGAUUUCAUGAAAAUUGAUACCCUAACUCAACUCUUUACAAUUUCAAUAAAAGUGUCUAUUAAAACAAAAAAUACUCACACAAUAUUUUAAAAAUUUUACUAACUCUGUAAAAGAAGUUCUACUCUUAGUAAGAUUUAUGGAUUCAGCUCACGUUUCACAAAUGAUAUAAUAAUCCUCAUCACUGGCGACACGGUUCGUCCAAUCGGAUUGAUCUUUAGCGAGGGAAAUUCUUGAGGCAUCACAAAUCAAUCGAAUUGAAUGACUCGUUUGCGGGUUCCCUUGCCGAGGCAUUCGGAUUAUGUAUUAUUGUAUCGUUUGAUGUUUUUAUACGUUAUAAAUUGUAUCGAUGGCACCAUUAUAGCUGUGAAUGCCAAAGUAUUUUCAAAGAUAUCAGGUUUUUUAAAUAAAUUAUUUUUAAGGAUGUUAAAGAAUUUAUGUUGAUAGAUAUAUCAUAUAAUGUAGCUGAUAUUAAAGUAGGGAAUAUAAAAUAAUAAAAUAUUUUUUUUUUAUGUAUGAACCUUAUUAUUAUGGUUUGAUAAUACUUUUUUUAUAGGAGAGAGGGCAAUCGAGCAUACGGCUCCCCUGAUGGUAAGUGAUUAUCGCCGCCAAUGAACAACUACAACACCAUGGAUAUUGCAGAUGCGUUGCCGGCCUUUUAAAAAGGAGUACGUCCUUUUCUUGAAGGUUCCUAAGUCGUAGCGGUCCGGAAAAAUCUCUGGUGGUAGUCGAUUUCACGAGGAAGUUGUGCGAGGAAGAAAACUUCUUUUAAAUCGCACAGUGGUGGAUCGCCAGUCAUCCAGAUGGAUAGUAUCGCGAGUUUUGUCGCGAUGUACGAUGGUGAAAUUGUGCGGCUGGAAUCAGUCCAAACAAUUCCUCAGAGCACUUUACGUGGUAAAUGCGAUAAAAUACGCAAAGAGAUGCAACAUCUCUUCGCAGUGCCAGUGAGUCAAACUGAUCGGAAAGAGUUCGGUCGCCGACGAUUCGAACAGCUCCGCGCUGGAUGCGAUCAAAUGGAAGGAGACCCAACCAGCCCAGAGAUGGGAACAGUAUUCCAUGUGCGGCCAAACCUGCGCCUUGUAAAGUUGCAGACGGUGUGCCGGCAUGAAAUACUAUCCCGCUCUCCUGAGCACGCCAAGCUUUUUAGAGGCUAAAGGGUUUGAAUGAAGUCCCCCGAUGUUGCAAAAAUUCACGGAUGGCUUGGCAAGGGGCUUCUUUGACUUAUUGCUCCAUUUGGCCCGAGCAGGUUUAGUCUCGAGCGGAAUUUCACCCUGCAGCCUGAGCACCCUAGCUCAGGAAGAGUAGAGUAGCUUGGACGUGGAUUCUCAGCGAGGGAUUCUCCGUCACCAGGGGUGCUGGUACUCCUGGGGUAAAGGUGUAUUAUUUAACUCCACUAUGUUAAGGGGGGUGGAGGAAUUGGGCCUCCGGCUACCUGCACUCACCAGACGGAAUGCAAAAGCAGAGCUCCUACUUCACGCUGGUCUUCUGUGAGGUCCUGAUACCACCCCGGUUCGAGCUGGCCCAUACGUGCAACAGCAAAGGCUGCCGCGUGGCUCUGCCAGUGGUAAGACGUAUGAAGAAACACAUAAUUAAGACAAUACCUUCGAUAUUUUCGAUUUCAGCGCAAGUAAAAAACAAAAUUUGGACUUAAAUGUUUUUCAUAAAAUUAAAGUGACAAACAAACUAACAGGCCACCUGAUGAUAAGUGGCUCCUGCGGCCUCUGGACAUCUGCAACCAACAUCAGAUAGAGAAGCCUACAGAUGUGUUACCACCCGUGAAAGGUAAAUUGGAAUGGGCCUCACACCUUUAGACCGAAAUACAGCAGUGCACUGCUGUUUGCGUAACUAUAAACACAGAAUAAUAAAAUAGUAGUAAUAGUACAGUACAGGUGCUAUAAAUUAAAACUUUCUGACAAAAGAUUUAU
Messenger RNA from Parnassius mnemosyne (clouded apollo), 4010 nucleotides. The record is from the annotation of a GenBank genome assembly. NCBI's taxonomy places the organism in Eukaryota, Metazoa, Arthropoda, Insecta, Lepidoptera, Papilionidae.